This is a messenger RNA of Bradysia coprophila, 1518 nucleotides long. RefSeq names its product ubiquitin carboxyl-terminal hydrolase 36-like. The record is from RefSeq and is a predicted model, not a curated record. NCBI's taxonomy places the organism in Eukaryota, Metazoa, Arthropoda, Insecta, Diptera, Sciaridae.
AUGUUUAGACUGACUUUCAAAUUGGCUGUGGUCUGCUGAAUUUGGGAAACAGUUGCUAUUUAAAUGCUACUUUUCAAGCCCUUUUCCAUGUUCCGAAAGUUGCUAAAUAUUUUCAAUUGGAGGCUGAAAAUAAUUGUGUGAACCGAGUGAACUGUGUUACAUGCAAAAUGUUGAAGCUGUUCAAUGACACACGAAACAAUGUCUCUGCACGUAGUCCAAGUCUCUUGUACAAUGCGCUAAAGAGAACUAAUAGACGAUUUUCUAAGUUCCUCGACGGGAAAAUGCAAGAUGCUCAUGAGUUCUUGGAAUUGCUUGCUGAGCAAAUGGAAACAGAAGUACAUCCACUGAAAUGGUCGGAAAAAUUCUUUGUGGCCGAUAUCAGGAUUUCUGUACAAUGUUCCAUCUGUCAAAACGUUUGCGAAACGACUGGUAUUUUGGGUGAUUUAACUCUCGAUGUUGGACAUAAAUCAAUUCAAACAGCUCUUGAUAUGUAUUUUGCCUGGGAGUCUGUGAACGAUUACGACUGUCACUGUUGUAAAAAAAAAGUAGCAGCAAAAAAGCGGCUUUCGUUGAUCAGCUCCCCGUCGUGUUUGUGCAUAACAUUGAAACGGUUUUCGGAGAAUAGAAGAAAAAUAAAUCGGAAAAUUCAAAUAGAGUUGGAUUUGUCGACCACCGGUUGUUUUGAUGCAGCUUCCGCAAAUCCAAGAGAUUAUAAAUACAAACUUACAUCCAUAAUCAAUCAUGUUGGGCGAAAUAUCAAUUCCGGUCAUUAUACGACUACCGUUUGCUCUGCAGACAACGCAUUUUAUGAGUUCGAUGAUACGAUCGUUCGCCGGUUGAAUGGAAAUGGAGUCAAGGAGAGCGAUGCGUACAUAUUGUUUUAUGAAUGCACAAAGGAAAGGCUUAUAGAGGAUGACCUAAACCAGUCACAAAGAGAAUUUCUAUAUGACGAACAUGAAGUACACUCGGGCAAUUCUUCACCAAUAUGGAAUAUGGUGGAUCUAACCAAAUGGGACGGAAUCGAAGUGGAGGUUCUUGAUGACUCUGGCCCAAUAUCAGAACUUCAAGAGGUUGUAUUGCCUUCAAUUCAUUCUCCACAAAAAGGAUUUAUUGCAAACAAAUUGGUUGGAGAGGAAAGAUCAUCAAUCAUCCGAAAAGUAAAAUUUCAUGCCGAUGAAGAUUUGUGACUUGUAAUGUAGUUGUUAUUUGUAGAUUCUAUCGAAAAAGCUGUGCACUAAAUGCGACGACUUGCUUAGGGCAAAAGAUACCGUUUCAUUUCGUUUUAUUUAUUGUGAAACCUUGUCAUUGUGUCUUUUUACGUGCAUUUAUAUAUCUGGAACAUGAAGUUCCGAGCUUUUUUGUUUUAUAUUUUUUAGUAUUUUUUGUUACCACGUCGUUUUACGUAUACAUUUCUGUACUUGGAACAUGAAGUUCCGAGCUUUUCUUAUUUUUUUAUUUUUUAGUAUUUUUUAUUACCUUGUGAUCAUGUUGUAAGUUUUUUUUGUAUUUUUUAGUAUU